Neopsephotus bourkii (Bourke's parrot) is the source of this 1287-nucleotide messenger RNA. It is a transcript of the gene WNT9A, whose product is annotated as Wnt family member 9A. Gene Ontology annotation, cellular component: extracellular region. NCBI's taxonomy places the organism in Eukaryota, Metazoa, Chordata, Aves, Psittaciformes, Psittacidae. The transcript has 4 exons. The record is from RefSeq and is a predicted model, not a curated record. Gene Ontology annotation, biological process: neuron differentiation; canonical Wnt signaling pathway; multicellular organism development. Bases 61 to 1152 code for a protein of 363 amino acids. Gene Ontology annotation, molecular function: cytokine activity; frizzled binding.
GGCGGGGCCGUAGCGGGCGCGGUGGGGGAACGAGAUGAGCAGCGCCGGCGCCGCUGCAAGAUGCUGGAUGGACACGUCCUGCUGGGAUGGCUCUCCUCCUGCGCGCUCCUAGGGCUGCUCGCCUGCGCCCCGCGGCCCUCCGCCGCCUACUUCGGGCUGACAGGGAACGAACCCCUGACCAUCCUCCCUCUGACCUCAGAAAUGGAGGAAGCUGCCAUCAAAGCCCACUACAAAGUCUGUGACCGCCUGAAGCUGGAGAAGAAGCAGCGCAGGAUGUGCCGGCGGGACCCCGGCGUGGCUGAGACCUUGAUGGAGGCAAUCAGCAUGAGUGCACUGGAGUGCCAGUACCAGUUUCGCUUUGAGCGCUGGAACUGCACCCUUGAGGGUCGCUAUCGGGCCAGCUUGCUAAAGAGAGGUUUUAAAGAGACAGCCUUCUUGUACGCCAUCUCCUCCGCAGGGCUGACACAUGCCAUGGCCAAGGCAUGCAGCGCGGGGCGGAUGGAGCGUUGCACCUGCGAUGAGGCUCCUGAUCUGGAGAACCGUGAGGCUUGGCAGUGGGGUGGCUGCGGUGACAACCUGAAAUACAGCAACAAGUUUGUCAAGGAGUUCCUGGGGAGGAAGCCCAACAAGGAUCUGCGAGCCAGGGUGGACUUCCACAAUAACCUUGUGGGCAUGAAGGUCAUCAAAGCUGGAGUGGAGACAACCUGUAAAUGCCAUGGUGUAUCUGGAUCCUGUACUGUUCGAACGUGCUGGAGGCAGCUCUCUCCAUUCCAUGAAAUAGGGAAGCAGCUGAAGCAGAAGUAUGAGACAUCGCUCAAAGUGGGCAGCACUACCAAUGAGGCCACAGGAGAAGGAGACAUCUCCCCACCCAAGAAGUCCAUCCCUGGUCACAGUGAUCAAAUCCCAAGGACUACGGAUCUUGUCUACAUUGACGAUUCCCCAAGCUUCUGUAUGAUGAGUAGAUACUCACCUGGGACUUCAGGAAGGAAAUGUUACAAAGACAAGAACUGUGACAGCAUCUGCUGUGGGCGAGGGCACAAUACACAGAGUCGGGUGGUCACCCGUCCAUGCCAGUGCCAGGUCCGUUGGUGCUGCUAUGUGGAAUGCAAGCAAUGCACCCAGAGAGAAGAGGUUUAUACCUGCAAAGACUGACGUGUCUUCUGCUUGAUGGCAACCCUUGGUGAUGGGUGAUGGCGAUCUAUAAGAACUGCAUAUGGAGACAAACAGGGUUUGAUUGACCUUCUGGGAUCUGAAAGCUAUGUUGAGACAUAAGCACUUUGUAGGGUA